CUUCUCGGUACUUCCUCUCUGGCAGACUUAGCGGACAGCACCCAGACCUGGGGCUGGGACCCUGGAACUGGGGCAGAUCUGGGAAUAGGCUACGCCACUCUGCCCUGACCUUGGGAUUGGCACCAGUUUCCAACCACUACCCAGCAAAGCCUGUAAGUCCUUGCAGUGGCCACGGACACCACAUCGUGAGCAGCACCUCCUCACUAGGUGUCAUGUUCGUCAUUCCGUUGACUAUCAUCCUACUGUCAGUGGCGCUGGCUGUGGGGCUUCCCGGCAACAGCUUUGUGGUGUGGAGCAUCCUGGUAAAGAUGCGGAAGCGCUCUGUCACUGCCUUGUUGGUGCUGAACCUGGCUGUGGCCGACUUGGCUGUAUUGCUCACUGCCCCCUUCUUCCUGCACUCUGUGGGCCGGGGCACCUGGGUGUUUGGACUGGCUGGCUGCCGUCUGUUUCACUAUGUCUGCGGCGUCAGCAUGUACGCCAGCGUCCUGCUGAUUGCCGCCAUGAGUCUGGACCGCUCGUUGGCGGUGGCCCUCCCUUUUGUGUCCCAGAAGUUUCGUACCAAGUCCGUUGUCUGGUGGGUGCUGGCAAGCAUCUGGGUGAUGUCCUUUCUGCUGGCCAUCCCCGUCAUCAUGUACCGCACGGUGCUGGCACCGACCAACCAGAGCCUGGUGUGCUUCACCAAGUACUCCAGCGACCGACUCAGGGCUUUCCAUCUGCUCUUCGAGGCCCUCACCGGCUUCCUGCUGCCCUUCCUGGUGGUGGUGGCCAGCUACUGGGACAUCAGGCGCAGGCUGCAGGCCCGCCGCUUCCGCCGCAGCCGCCGCACCGGCCGCCUGGUGGCGCUCAUCAUCCUGGCCUUCGCCGCCUUCUGGCUGCCCUACCACGUGGUGAACCUGGCCGAGGCGGGCCGGGCGCUGGCGGGCCAGGGCUCGGGGCCAGCGGGCGUGUGGCUGCGCCUGGCCCGCUCCGUGUUCAUCGCGCUGGCCUUCCUGAGCAGCAGCGUGAACCCCGUGCUGUACGCGUGCGCGGGCGGCGGCCUGCUGCGCUCCGCGGGCGUGGGCUUCGUCGCCAAGCUGUUGGAGGGCACCGGCUCCGAGGCGUCCAGCACCCGCCGCGGGGGCACCCUGGCCCAGACGGUGAGGGGCCCCGCCGCCCCUCCCGAGCCUGGCACCUCCGAGACCCUGGCAGACUCCACCAACCCUCUCCAAUGAGCGAACUGAACUAGGCCUGGGAGGUGCUGCUGGUGCUGCUGCUGCUGCUGGUGGGGGAAGGACAACGGCUCUUCUGGCUCUUCUCGUGGCAGAGCGCCCCCCACGUUGGCCUGACCUGGUUCUGUACCCUGAGGAGGAGGGGGACGCCAGCGGGGGGAGGGGCGGGGCAGGUGAGGGCGAGUGAGGGCCCGGAGCAGCUCUGCAAUUAAAACGAGUCUGAGGGUACCUGGGUGGCUCCGGUCGGUGGUCGGGUGGUUGAGCGGCUGCCUUUGGCUCAGGGCUUAGCUCGUGAUCCCGGUUGUCCUGGGACGGAGCCCACACCAGGCCCCCCGCAGGGAGCCUGC
This is a messenger RNA of Canis lupus familiaris (dog), 1555 nucleotides long. It is a transcript of the gene LTB4R, whose product is annotated as leukotriene B4 receptor. Gene Ontology annotation, molecular function: leukotriene receptor activity; complement receptor activity. Bases 213 to 1211 code for a protein of 332 amino acids. The transcript has 2 exons. Gene Ontology annotation, cellular component: plasma membrane. NCBI's taxonomy places the organism in Eukaryota, Metazoa, Chordata, Mammalia, Carnivora, Canidae. Gene Ontology annotation, biological process: phospholipase C-activating G protein-coupled receptor signaling pathway; inflammatory response; complement receptor mediated signaling pathway. The record is from RefSeq and is a predicted model, not a curated record.